CCACUUCUGCUUUCCUACAGUUCAGUAUCAUUUUGUCGGCUGUGAAGGAAAUUUGUAGCGCCGCGCGCAGUGCAUUUUUUUCUGUAACAACAACAACAACACAGCUGAGCGCGCCAACAACAACAACAGCAACAACGACAGCCACAAAGAAGAAGAUCCAACCACAGCAACAACUACAAAGAACAACAACUUCCCCCACCCAAAAACAGAAUAUAUACGAACUAUUUGAUACUAACGCGUAAGAGAGGGAUAUAUAUAUAUAUUUAUAUAUAUAUAUACAUAUGACAUAACUGUUUCUGCUGUGGCUGCAAAACGAGAAAAAAAAGGAGCAAGUUGAAGAAGAAGCAGCAGAUACUAGAGCAACUAUUACAAAGAAAGUUGCGAGAGCGCCAAAUUGUCUACGAGAGCGUCGUUGCUCUCGCCAGACACACACCAACAAACAACAAGAAGAAGACAAACGGAAAGAGAGAGCGUAGUAACAUACAUACCCUGACUCCAUACACACACACACAUACAGCAAUACUCUCUCGUCGAGCAGAACAGCAGCUGGCAGCUGAGAGCGCUGAGCGCCAAUUGAAAAAACGAUACGAGAGAAGCACAUCGAUCUUCGAUCACUUGCAACAACUUGCAUGCGAACUGAAAGCAAGUGACCGGGAUAGAGACAGAGAGAGAAAGAGAGAGAGCAGUUUAGACUACGCCUUCGAUAACAGACAUUGCUGAUAUUAUCGAUAAAUAAUCUUCCGUUACCUUCAAAACACGUAAGGUGCACACGUUGAGAGUAUUUUUUUUGGGUGUCCAACAACAACAAAAAAAUUACUCGUGCACAUACACACUCUCAGGAUAUGUACGGCAACAAUAAUCCGGGUAGUAACAAUAAUAACGGUGGUUAUCCUCCAUACGGUUACAACAAGUCGAGACAUCAUUUCUUCCCACAGCGAAGCAGCAUUAUCAAGCGAUCUCAACAGCGAAAUCGAGAGACAGAAACGUUUAGUUAGUAUGUAGUGAGGUUAUAUUUUAUGGUUAUUUUUUUUGAGUUAAGUUUUGCGUUUUGGUUUCGAAACAAGACCUUAAAUCUGGUGUGAUAUCAACUCACUCUGUGACGCAACAACAAAAUGUUCCUUAAACGAAGACGCCGGCAACGCCUCGGUGGGCGUGUAUUUGGCAUGUCGCAUUCACUGCCUUCAGGAAUGUCACGUUAUGCGUUCUCACCACAGGACACAGAAUUUACAUUUCCAAGUUCCUCGUCCCGUCGCGGUUACGCCGAUUUUCCGGGCGGCAAUGGCGGCAGCGCCAAUUCGCUGGGCGGCAACAUUUGCAAUAUGCCAAUGGCCAGCAACAAUUCGCUGAAAAAUCUGUGCGGUCUAUCGAUAGGCAGCGGUGGCAGCGAUGAUCUGAUGAACGAUCAACGCUCCAGCAAUACCAAUUUGAUAGUCAACUAUUUGCCGCAAGAUAUGACUGAUCGCGAGCUGUAUGCGCUAUUCAGAGCCAUUGGACCCAUCAACACGUGCAGAAUCAUGAGAGAUUAUAAGACUGGCUACAGUUUUGGUUAUGCUUUCGUGGAUUUCACAUCGGAAAUGGACUCGCAGCGUGCUAUCAAAGUGCUCAAUGGCAUCACAGUGCGUAACAAGCGCCUCAAGGUUUCUUAUGCGCGUCCUGGCGGUGAAUCGAUCAAGGAUACCAAUCUGUAUGUGACCAAUCUGCCGCGCACGAUAACCGACGAUCAGCUGGACACAAUUUUUGGCAAAUACGGUUCCAUUGUGCAGAAGAACAUAUUGCGUGACAAGCUAACCGGUCGUCCACGGGGCGUGGCAUUUGUACGCUACAACAAACGCGAGGAGGCACAGGAGGCGAUCUCGGCGCUGAACAACGUUAUACCCGAGGGAGGAUCACAGCCGUUGUCGGUGCGUUUGGCCGAGGAGCAUGGCAAGGCAAAGGCGGCGCAUUUCAUGUCCCAAAUGGGCAUGGGACCACCGCAGGCGCCACCACCACCACCCCCGCCACCAGCGCACAUGGCGGCUGGCUUCAAUAAUAUGGUUCACAGAGACGGAGCAAUGGAAAAAAUACGCUCAUUAUUCGAUGCUAUUUGCGAUGCUAUCUUUGGUCUCGAUAGUGACAACUUUGCCGAUUUGCUUGAUGGACUGUACCGCAGGAAGUACCAUUAUCCUUACUUAUAAUUGACGCCGCAGCAGCAGCAGCAACUGCAACUCUAUCAGCAGGCGUGCGGCUUCAAUUCCAACAUCAACAGCAUCAUCAACAACAGCAACAACAGCAGCAGCAACCACAAUCUGACUCACAGCAACAAUCACAAUUUGAACAAUAAUCUAAGCAGCAGCAGUGGCAACAUCAAUCUAAACACCAGCAACAGCAACAAUAUGUUGCAAUAUCAUUCACAUUACCAGCAACAGCAGCAACAUGAAUCGCCACAUCAUAAUUUUAACUUUAGCAACAAUAAUAAUCAUCAUAAUAAUAACAAUAAUAAUCACAACAGCAACAGCAACAAUGGUCAGCUGCCACGCCUGAGCAAUGCUGCCGCUGCGCACAGUAGCAACAAUCACUAUCAUCACAACAGCAACAGCAACAUUGCUGCGCAUAACAACAACAGCAACAGCAAUGGGCAACAACGUCAGCAGCAACACAAUCAGCCGCUUGGCAACAACUACAAUCAACAGCAGCAGCAACAACAACAGUUGCUGUCACGCCAGCAACAUCAGCAGCAGCAGCAACAUAAUCAGCUAAUCAACAGUUUGCAAAGUUUGAGCCUGUCACCGCACAGCAAUGGCAACAGCAACCACAUCAGCAACAAUCUGAGCAAUUGUCUCAGCAUGUCAACGCAGCAGCAACCAUUGCAUGAUUUCAACAACUACAACAUGGAUCAGCAGCAACAACAGAAGCUGCAUAAGCUGCUCGGCAACGGCAACAGUUUUCAUCAAGCAACCGCAACUGUCACAUCAGCAACAUCAGCAGCAACAACAGCAGCAGCAGAUGCGCCAUCAACAUCAGCAGCAGCUGCAAACGCGAAUGCAAAUACAAAUGGCGCCUUUUUGUGGCCGACAUAACCUUAAAAACUGUCAAUAGACUACAACUAUAACGAUAACGAUAACCGAUAACUACAACUACAUACAUAUAGAGAGAUGUGUACACAAAACUCAUCCAUAUACAUUUAUCUAUUUUUUUUUUAUUAGCUACAUUUAUGUUCUCAACGAAUACCAAUCAAACAUAAGUUUUUUUUUCGGAUCACUUUUUUUUUUCGUUUAAUUCUAAAUGUUCCUCAUUUAUUUUAUGUUUGUAUUUUUUUUGUGCUUUUUUUUUGGGAGGAAUCUUUAUGUAAUAGUAAAUACAUUAGCAUUAGUUCCAAACACACACACAGACAUGUAUUGGCUAUAUCAAAGUGAAUUGAACAGAGAGAUAUAUAUAUAUAGAAAGAAAGAGAGAGAAUACUAUAUCGAUAUGGAAAUGUGAGGUAUAUCCACUAAUUAUUUUUUUUUUGCUUAACUUUAGGCAAUCGACUUUUUUUUCACAUACAAUUAUUUAUAUAUAAUCUACAUAUAUAUAUAUUACAUCUAAAACUAAAAAAAUAUAUAUGUAUAAGGCAUAAGAUUUGUUUUUUUUUUUAUUAUAUUAUAAUAUAUCGAUUGAUUCUGUAUCUGUGUAUCUAAAAACCGACUUACUGAGGAACUAUGCAUAUAUCCAAUUAUCUAUCUAUAUAUAUAUAUAUGUGUAUUUAUAGCUGAAGAUCUGUUUAUUUUUUUUUCAUAAUUUAUAAAUGAAUUUUUUUUCGUAUAUAUAAACAUUAUAAUAACAAUAACGUUAGCAUGCUCAAGUUCAGGCUGUUCUUACCAACUACAUAUAUAAAAAGAGACAUGAGAUGAGAGCGAAGGAUGGAAAAAGUGAAUGCGUAAGAGAAGAGUAUGACGUAGGAGAGAGGAGGAGAAGGGUUUGGGCAGCACUGCCCGUUGCAGCCCGCCCCAGAGAAAAAGGGAGCGGGCAGCUCAAAUGUGCAGCUUAUUUGGGGGGUGGCAACCCUUCCCCCCCGUAACCUGUUGUUCAACCAGACAAAAUUACAAGAAAAUAUCUAAUUUUUUUUUUGCAUAGUUUGUAAAAGAAUUUUUUUCAUAAUUAUAAACAAAAAAAACAAAGAAAAAAACAACUUGAGCAUGUUAAACACACACAUUACAUUAAAAGAAAAGAAAAAAACACAA
Messenger RNA from Drosophila sulfurigaster albostrigata, 4199 nucleotides. RefSeq names its product protein sex-lethal. NCBI's taxonomy places the organism in Eukaryota, Metazoa, Arthropoda, Insecta, Diptera, Drosophilidae. Gene Ontology annotation, biological process: sex determination; alternative mRNA splicing, via spliceosome. Bases 1113 to 2174 code for a protein of 353 amino acids. Gene Ontology annotation, cellular component: cytosol; ribonucleoprotein complex. The record is from RefSeq and is a predicted model, not a curated record. Gene Ontology annotation, molecular function: mRNA binding. The transcript has 10 exons.